AUGGACUACUUUCUCUCCGACGCCUUCCAGGCCCGCGCCGAGGCCCUCAUCGCCAAGUACCGCGUCCCCGGGCUCGCCAUUGCCAUCACCCACCGCGAGCGCGUCGAGUCCCGCGCGUUUGGCUUCGCGCGGCUGGACGAUGGCGACCACCCGCCCGUGCCGUGCACGCCCGACACGCUGUUCGACAUUGCUUCCGCGUCCAAGAGCAUGACGGCGGCGUCGGUGGCGCUGCUCGUCGAGGACGACGACAAGCACCCAGACGUCAAGUACGACGCCGUCGUGGCCAAGCUGCUGCCGGGGGACUUUGUCAUGCCGACCGAGGAGCUGACGGAAGCGGUCACUGUGGACGAUAUCCUGUCGCAUCGGACGGGCAUGCCUACUCAUGACUGGUCCUAUCUUGGCACCGGGUCCCAGACCCCAGACACUCCCCGGUCCGUCACCAGAAACCUGCGCAACCUGCCCGUCUGCGCGCCGCUGCGCACCAAGUACAUGUACAACAACAUGAUGUACACCGUCGCCGUCCACCUCGUCCAGCAAAAGACCGGCCUCUCCUUUGCCGACUUCCUCUCCGCCAACUUCUUCCAGCCCCUCGCCAUGUCCUCGUCCAGCCUGCAGCCGUCGCGCGCCCGCGCCAGGGACGGCUUCGAGGCCCGCAUGGCCAUGGGCUACACCUGGGUGCGCGCCUCGCAGCGCCAGGCGCCCGUCCCCAUGGUCGAGUGUCCCGAGGCCGACGGCGCCGGCUCCAUCAUCACCUCGGUCAACGACUACAUCAAGUGGGUGCGCGCGCUCCUCCACCGGACAUCACCCGUCACCGAGGCCGUCUACAGCGGCCUGGUGCGCGCGCGCACCAUUGUCAAUCCCGACGGCGAGCGUCUCCCGCCGCGCUCCUCGCCGGCCAUGUACUGCGCGGGCUUGGAAACGGACUACUACCGCAGCCAGCAGCGCGUCGACCACGGCGGCGGCGUCACCGGCUUCGCCACCAAACAGCUGUUCCUGCCGGCGCAGCAGUUUGGCUGCGUCAUUACCGCCAACAGCGGCGAGGGCGGGCACGCCGCCGGCACAGUCCUCUUCCGCGAGCUGAUGGACGAGGUGCUCGGCGUGCCGCCGGCGGAGCGCCCCGACUGGGAGGCGCUGGUGGACGCCUUGGAGGCCAAGCACGAGCCGGAGAACGACCCGGACCAGUGCGAGGCGGCGCUCUGUAAGAAGAUUCUUGAGUCCCUGGGCGGAGAGAAGCAAGACGAGUACAAGGAGGAGAAGGAAGAGGCAAAGCCGCUGACGACAGCGCUGGAAACAUACGCCGGCAUGUACGAGCAUCCGGGGUACCACCAGCUUCUCCUCGAGAUCAAGGACGGUAGUUUGUUUGUCGACGCCUCGGAGCGCUCCUUUGGCUUCACCGGCAUCUUCAACCACAUCGCGCAGCAGCGUCUGUUUACGCUCCGCAUCGCCGAGAGCCAGGCCUGGGGCGGCCAAGACAUGACGGCCAUCAAGGCCGAGUUUGUACUUCAAGACGGCAAGGUCGUGCGGCUGGGCCUUGCGCUGGAGCCGGACAUGGAAGACACGGGCGAGGAGAUGAUUUGGUUUACGCGCAAGUAA
This is a messenger RNA of Akanthomyces muscarius, 1593 nucleotides long. RefSeq lists its product as uncharacterized. The record is from RefSeq and is a predicted model, not a curated record. Bases 1 to 1593 code for a protein of 530 amino acids. Lineage: Eukaryota; Fungi; Ascomycota; Sordariomycetes; Hypocreales; Cordycipitaceae. The transcript is spliced from 2 exons.